UACUAAUUACUAUAUGGUUUUUGAAUGGGCAUAAACCACUUCAUUUAGCGACUUGAAUAUAUUCUCGUUGGUGAGCUGGCCACGUUUUUUGGCACUGCCCACUAAGCCAUUGGUUUCAGGCCCAGCCAGGAUUCAGUGGUAUUGGAUUCAGUCCAUUGCAAUCAGUGUUAACUACAGCUCAGUGCUAUAUUUAUACCAUUUGGAUGUGGGGGAGCUGCCGAGAGGAUGGCAUCCGGUCGCAGUCGAUUGAGCAAUGCCUGGAUGGUGUCCUUUCGCACAACAUCCCCAUGCCAGGCCGCAUCUUCCGCUGGCUGCGGAUGGGGCUGCGUCUGCUCCACCUCAUUAUGAAAGCCACCGUGUGAUUGACACAUGCCCAGGAGGCGGUUGGGAGGAGAAGGAUGGGCCUGGCGCUGGAGUCAGAAAUCACAAGCAAAUAGAAUCGUAUACUUUCUCAUUCGAUUUGAUUCGCCUCCGUCUGUCACUUUGUGUGCCGCUUUUGUGUGGCGAAAACAAAUGCGACCAGAAGCGCAAAGUAGUCCUGCGUGAGUAGUCCUGGCCAAAAGAUGGCUAUAAGGAUGCUUACUUUGCUGGGGGUGGGUAGGGGGGUGGGCCAAGUCGCCUGGCAAUUCGAUUAGGCCCGUCGUCCGCCGUGGAGCGCAGACAAAUGAUUACAUUUACAACCUUGACGCUGCAGCAGGAGAUUCUAUUACGGGGCAAAACGGCAUGGCCAUGGGAAUGGGUGUAGGAUUCGGAUUGGGAUUGGGAUUCGGAUUCGAUGUGGGAAGGCGAUAGACGGAACGGGAUAUGAUUCGAUUCGAUUGCUAUCACAAAGGGCGACAAAUAGCAGGCGCACACACAAACACAAACACACAUCUAUCACUGCACAGUCACGUGUGCGUACAUAUGUAUGUAUGUGAGUGAACUCCAGUUCCUGCUCCUGUUUCUGGUCCUCCACCCGAUCCGCCAAAUGGAAUGAUUGAUGGGUGGCUGGCUUUGAGCAUGGCGGGCUGCAUAUCCGCCAAGUAGCGUUAAAUCUGCUCCUUAAAGACCUCUAAUAUACAUUUAUUGUACUCGCUUGUCUUAAGUAAUGAUUAAAGAGGCAUUAAACUUACAUAUGAAUCAUAUUAUGUUAACACCAAGUUUUGAAUUUGUUUACAUUCCUGUUUCGCUUGGCGUUGCCAGACUGCGUUGCAGCUUUAUUUAGAGCCAGCACAAAUAGGGUAUUCCAGUAACAGUACUCAAUCGUUGACUUUUCAAUAUUAAAGCGAAUAAAAAAUAUAGUCACUAACUUAAUUAAAUACAAGUGGGUGCGCAUUAAGUUUUUUCUUAGCAUAGAAACAGUUUAAACUAUUCAACGAUUCUUGUCUUAAAUAAUUUAUGUCAUUUUAGCUUGGACUAAUAUCAAGUUUAUAAAAAGUAAGCAGUGAUUCUACCAUAACUGCAAAUCUACCACUGCUAUAUGUUAAAUUCCGAUAAACUUAAGCUUCGAGUUGGCAGGACUACCCACGCGUCGGGCAGUCUGGCAACGCUGCCAAUCACAGCACAUGCUGGCAGCACGUUUUUGCAAGUUUAAAAUACUUAAUAGAGUAAUACAGGGCUAACGAAACCAGUUUAAGGUAACAUUGGUCGCAAGUGUGUCCCCUCCUCGUUUUGAUCCUGGCAUCUAUGACUUUGGGAUUUUCACCUUUCUUUCCUUCUGCAACUUCCUGUCAGACGUGUGCGUAUGCUGCGAGGACUUUCCAAAAGUUACUUAAAGAAUAUAAGUUCCUAGAAUUUUACUAAACUUAAAGAAUAAACUUAAAGCGAUCGCAAAAAUGUCGAAGAAUUCGGAGCUCCAAGUGCCAAAGCACAUCCAUUCCCUGAAACAACCAACAAACCAUUCAAAAACUCUUGCAAAAAACCUUCCACUGCGACAGCCUACGGAGAUUCCCAAAAUGGCGCCACAUGCCACACUGCAGAAUGUGACAAUUCUAAAACCGAGUGAGCAUUCGAAAAGCCAUUUCUCGCUUUCGAAGUAUCCGCAGAAUCAGCCGCAUAGCAACAGUCUCUACAAGUACAGUGUGACCCGUGGCAGCAGCGCUGAGUUCAAGGAGAACGGCAGCAGCCGUUCCCUGCUGAAACAUCCGCGGAAUCAGUCGCAUAAAGGUGUCCACAAGUCUCAGUGUCCACAGGACAGGAAUGGGCAGCAGGCGCCGAGCCCAAAGAAUUUCACUCAGAGUCAAAAGCCUGAGGCUGCAGGUGCUCCAGCUGCCAGGCAGAAACACAACGCAUAUCUUGACAAUUGGCGUUCCAAUUGGAAUCACACCAUGGCCUACGCCAAGAAGGUUGUGCUCCCGGAAAACCCCAAGCUCAUGGACCUUAGCAUUAGCCAAGGGAAUGUAAGAAAUGAGGUAUCCCAUCCGCUGUCGAUGCCCUCGACUUGUCAGCCGCCGAUGGGUAGUCAAUAUACCCACGAACAAUCCGUUCCUCUUGAUCUUUCGUGUGAGAAAAGGGGUCCACCCAGUGAUACCGUGUCCAAAACCGACUGCCCCAGCAGGGAUGAUGACAAGGAGACAGCGAAACAUGCAAACAAGAGCCACCCGCUGAGCUCAGAUCAUCAGUAUGCCAUGGUGAAACAAAGUCCGGAUAGAAACAUUUGCGACAUGGAUAGCUUUAACGAUAUGGUUGCGAGCGAGGUUGAACUGAGGGAGUCUCCUUCGGGCAUAUUCCAUUCUUCAGCCGAGGAAAACGGAGCAAUUUGCAGGCAGCUGACGGGCACCGAUGUGCCGGCUCAUGUGGAAGUCCCGAGAGCAGACGGGUGCUACGUCCUGGCCACUGAGAAUGGGCAGCCGGAAACUCCAGUACCUUCUGCAGAAUUCACAGAUGGACUGAAAUAUCAGGAGCUCAUGUCCCAAGACAUGGAUGCGGAAGCCAUCACCUUCGACGAAAAUUCAAACGAGCAGUCAAAAGCUUGGCACCAUCCUCCAGAGUCCAUGGCCUGGCACAUGGAUGCUAGCAGUGCUGGACAGAGAAAUCGGGAAGAAUUCAAAACCGUAGAACACUUCGACAUUAAGGUGGAGCCGGAACUUCCUGAGCAGAUCAUGGCCUGUGCCAGUACUGCCGGACAGAAUAAUCAGGAGGCAGCGUACUGUGAAAAUACUUCCAAGAAUCCGGAUCCGGAAAUCUCCACCUACGAUGAAAACAUCGACGUACUGGAUCAGCUGCAAGCCACUAUUCCGCCUCCGGAAUACAUUGUCAGCCAGCAAGAUCAGGAAGCCAUGCUCUAUGGUGAUAUGGACUCGGAUGAUGAUAUGAAUCCCGAGGCAUAUAACAGUAUCUUCGACUGUCUGGGACUGGAGACGCAGCAGAUGCCAGAGAAGCAGCCAGGCACGGAUGACUCCCAAUUGCUGACGUCCUCGUCAGAGGAUGAGGAAUAUAUUGAUGUGGUAGCCUGUAAUGCGACACAUCCCGUGCUGGACAGCGAGCCGAUGAUCGAGGAGGUGAUUGAGGUGGACCAAGUCGAGGAAGAGGUGGUGGAAGUCGAGGAGGAGGAAGUCGAGGAAGAGGUGGUGGAAGUCGAGGAGGAGGAAGUCGAGGAGGAGGAGGAGGAAGUCGAGGAGGAGAUGGAGGAAUACGAGGAGGAGAUGGAGGAAUACGAGGAGGAGAUAGAGGAAGUCGAGGAGGAGAUAGAGGAAGUCGAGGAGGAGGUGGACGAAUUCGAGGAGCUGGACGAGGAAAUUGGCGAGGAAGAGGAAUCCUAUGAUGAUGGUUCCGAUUGGACACAAGAAAUGGAGUCCGAGGACGACGAGUCCGACUAAAACCAUCGGCUAUGCGUCGAUUCAAUGCCUUCAGCAUCUAUGACUUUGAGUACAAUAGAAAUGGUACAUUUUGCGGGCUUACAGUGGAGCAUUGUUAACAAGUCCCAUUUAUGUAAUUCUAUAUGUAUUUUUUUUUUUUUUUUGAAGCACUUGAAUAAAUGUGAAUGUAUUUCAUAAUUGAGUGAAGUAUAAAUGAA
Molecule: messenger RNA, 3994 nt
Organism: Drosophila yakuba
Lineage: Eukaryota; Metazoa; Arthropoda; Insecta; Diptera; Drosophilidae
Product: protein Ycf2-like
Exons: 2
Coding region: 1815-3797 (660 amino acids)
Source: RefSeq, a predicted model, not a curated record